AUGGAAGAAUCAGGAAUAGUUCCAAUGGCUGUUCCAAUGGAGGGAGUGAAAGCUGGCAGAGUCCUGAGGAAGUCAAUCCAUGUCUUCCUCCAGCACUAUCACUACUUCACCAUGACUUCUGCUCUGAUUGCAUUCCCUUUCUCAGUCUCCUUCCUCCUUUCUCAGGACUUUGUCCUCUCUUCUCCAUCAUCUUCCCUCCUCUCUUCACUAUACGCCGGAUUCAGCUCCCUCUUUCGAGCUGCGAACUUCCCUCUUUCGGGUUUCUCCGGGUUCUUCUCCACUGCCAACCUCAAGCUCUCUCAGACGCUCUCCUCCUCCCUCCUCACCCUCCCCUUCACCCUCACCUUCCUCCUCUUCACAAAGGCCUCGAUCGUCCAGUCCCUCGGGGGAGCGGGAGCUUCUCUCGCCUCGACUUACUUCCCGAUCCUUCAGACAUACGUAUGCACCUGGGUCGUUCUUCUCUCGGCUAAUGCUACGGCAUUUUUCCUCAUGUUCUUCGCCUUCAGCAUCCUCGAGAGCAUCUCGUCUUCUCAGCACACCCUUUUCAUUUCGGCUGCGGCUUCAGCAGUUCUUUAUUCGGUUAUCCUUGCGAACGCCAUCGUGGUCUGCAACCUGGGGCUGAUCUUAUCGGGAGUAGAGAGGAUCUGCGGGUCGCUCGCUAUUGUCAAAGCCUUCGUUAUGAUCAGAGGAAGGGCCUCGACUGCUCUUUCAUUGGCAGUGCCUUUAAAUAUUGCUCUUGCAGCAACUGAAGCCCUGUUCCAGUUCCGAGUUACGAGGAACUUCCACAGGAUGGGGACCCCGAGCUUUCCGAUGUUCGUGGAAGGGUUGUUCAUUGCUUACUUGUACUCGGUCCUCAUUGUACUCGAAACCAUUGUGAACCUGAUGUUCUUCAAGAGCUGCAGAGUUGAAGACUCUCUCGCAGAGUUGGAAGAAGGACACCACCAUUGGCAGAUCCAAAUACCAGACGGAGGAUUCGACUUCCCCAACUCUCUGAAUAGCUACAAACAAGCAAACGAUCAGUCACGCCCGUGA
This is a messenger RNA of Punica granatum (pomegranate), 1032 nucleotides long. The record is from RefSeq and is a predicted model, not a curated record. NCBI's taxonomy places the organism in Eukaryota, Viridiplantae, Streptophyta, Magnoliopsida, Myrtales, Lythraceae.